CAUCAGUCAUGGCUGAGCUGCACCAUCACAAUGUGGUGUGUAUUUUGGGGGUAGUGACCCAGGAACAGCCUGUCUGCAUGCUGUUUGAGUUCCUGAACCAGGGGGACCUCCAUGAGUUCCUCAUCAUGCGUUCUCCUCACUCUGACGUGGGCUGUAGUAGUGAUGAGGACGGGACCAUCAAGUCCAUCCUGGACCACGGAGACUUCCUGCACCUGGCCAUCCAGGUGGCUGCUGGUAUGGAAUACCUGGCCAGUCACAACUUCGUCCAUAAGGACCUGGCAGCCCGUAACAUCCUAGUGGGGGAACGGCUCCACGUCAAGAUAUCUGACCUGGGUCUGUCCCGAGAGAUCUAUGCCUCCGACUACUACAGGGUCCAGCCCAAGGCUUUACUCCCGAUCCGAUGGAUGCCUCCUGAGUCCAUGGCCUAUGGGAAGUUCACAUCGGAGUCAGAUAUCUGGGCGUUUGGCGUGGUGCUGUGGGAGAUCUUCAGCUACGGCCUGCAGCCCUACUACGGCUUCAGCAACCAGGAGGUCAUGGAGAUGGUGAGGAAACGCCAGCUGCUGCCCUGCCCAGAGGACUGCCCCCCCAGGGUUUUCAGCCUCAUGACAGAGUGCUGGCAGGAGGGCCCAGCGAGGCGUCCGCGGUUUAAGGAUAUCCACUGUCGUCUCCGGGCCUGGGAGGGGCUGUCAUCCCACGCCAGUUCUAGUACCCCAUCAGGAGGCGGGGGCAACGCCACGACCCAGACCACCUCGUUGAGUGCUAGUCCUGUCAGUAACCUCAGCAACCCACGCUACGCCGCUGCAGGCUACCUCUACCCAGCCCAGGGGAUACCCGCGCCAGGUCAUCCGGGCCACCAGAUGGCAGGCUGGACCCCAAUGACCCAUGGAGCACCCAUGGCCCAGAACCAGCACCAACACCAAUGCUUCAUCCCUGUCAACGGCUACCCCAUCCCCCCAGGCUAUGCUGCCUUUCCUGCAGCCCACUUCCAGGCCCAGGGCCCCCCCAGGGGGGUGCAACACCUCCCCCCGCCCAAGAGCAGAUCUCCCAGCAGUGCUAGCGGCUCCACCAGCACCGGUCAUGUGGCCAGCUUGCCGUCCACGGGGUCUAAUCACGAUGCGAACACGCCACUGCUGUCACACUGCGUGGCGAUAUCUGCCCUGCCAGGGGGCGGGACCAUGCAGGUGUACGGACACAUGUCCCAGAAGGCUUUGCAACAGAUGGACCCCUCACAGACGUCCGCACUGCUGGCCGACGCCAACAGACUUAUGUACAGCGAUUCAAUCAUCACCGCUGAUGUGUAAAUACACUACAGACCUGGACUUUAUAAAUCUCAUCUGGUUGAUUUCAUGCUUUGUUUCCUUUUACCUGUUUUCUUUGUUUUUCGAAUAAAAUUAUUAUAAUUAUUGUU
Oncorhynchus tshawytscha (Chinook salmon) is the source of this 1408-nucleotide messenger RNA. Its product is annotated as inactive tyrosine-protein kinase transmembrane receptor ROR1. Bases 9 to 1301 code for a protein of 430 amino acids. NCBI's taxonomy places the organism in Eukaryota, Metazoa, Chordata, Actinopteri, Salmoniformes, Salmonidae. The record is from RefSeq and is a predicted model, not a curated record. The transcript has 3 exons. Gene Ontology annotation, biological process: protein phosphorylation; positive regulation of canonical NF-kappaB signal transduction; multicellular organism development. Gene Ontology annotation, cellular component: signaling receptor complex. Gene Ontology annotation, molecular function: ATP binding; protein kinase activity.